UUUACCAGCCCUUUUUCCUUUCGCCCCGCAGCCGGCCGGACCACCACCAACGAGGAGCUGGAGGACAUGUUGGAGAGUGGGAAGUUGGCCAUCUUCACCGACGAUAUCAAAAUGGAUUCUCAGAUGACCAAGCAGGCCCUGAACGAGAUCGAGACGCGACAUAACGAGAUCAUUAAGCUGGAAACGAGCAUCCGGGAGCUGCACGACAUGUUUGUCGACAUGGCCAUGCUGGUGGAGAGCCAGGUGGGGGAAAAAAGAGGAGAACAACCCUGAUCUAGAACCCACAAAUCCAGCCAGAAGCUCUCGUUGAGGGCCUUCGGCCCGUUGGGUCACCUAGAACCCGUCAAAAGCUUUGAGAGGGGUUUUGUUGGCUUACCUAGAACGCCUUAAAAGGCAAAUUUAGGGUUCUUGAUGCCCCCCCGGAAGCCAUUAAGGUUUGAAAGGGUGGCCUAGAACACCCUGAGAGGCUUUUGAGCUCACUGAGAGUCACCUAGAACCCACCAAGAGCUUUAAGAAGGGUUUGUUGGCUGAUCUAGAACCCAUCAAAAAGCAAACUUAAGAGUUUCUGAUGGCUACCCGGAAGUCGUUAAGGUCAUUAGGGUUUAUAAGACUUAUCUAGAACGUAUCCUGAGAGGCUUCUGAGCCCACCAGGGGUCACCUAGAACCCACCAAAAGCUCUAAGAAGGGUUUGUUGACUGGUCUAGAACCCAUCAAAAGAUAUUCAGCUGCUCCCAAGCCCCCCAAGACCUACCUAGAACCCCUUGAGCCACCUAGAACCCACCCCAAGAAGCUCAG
This is a messenger RNA of Phasianus colchicus (ring-necked pheasant), 795 nucleotides long. NCBI's taxonomy places the organism in Eukaryota, Metazoa, Chordata, Aves, Galliformes, Phasianidae. The record is from RefSeq and is a predicted model, not a curated record.